Molecule: messenger RNA, 318 nt
Organism: Dicrocoelium dendriticum
Lineage: Eukaryota; Metazoa; Platyhelminthes; Trematoda; Plagiorchiida; Dicrocoeliidae
Source: the annotation of a GenBank genome assembly
AUGUCUGAACUUGGCACGGUGCCGCGAACACCGGAUAAAAUAACUAAGCACUUGGAGAAAUCUCAGACAAACGUCCAAAAGACUAGUACAUCCAAAGUGGAUACUAGACGCAUUGCUUUAGACAUCGAUAAUCUAACAACGUUGUCAACUAGCUCCAAAGCUUUCUUUUCUUACUCCACUGAUACACUCUUUACACAAGGAACGGGUAAAGCGGGUUCUCCCAUUCCUGACAACAACACUCCCAUUACAUCGAACUCCUCAUGUACAAGGAUUAAAGGAAAGUUUAAGUGCUUGGAACAGUGGAGUAAUGACAACUAG